UCAAAGCAUUUGCGAGUUACAAUUGGACAGUUGCUUUGUUAGUAACUCAGUAGGCGUUUCCAAGUCCAGCAUUCAGAGAGACGAAAGAAGCUGCUGCGUACAGAAAAUGGCUGACAGAUUUUCUAGGUUCAACGAAGAACGUGAUUUCCAGGGGGGAAAUCACUUUGACCAGUAUGAAGAGGGCCAGUUGGAGCUGGAGCAGGCGUCCCUGGACAAGCCCAUAGAAUCGGAUAACAUUGGGCACCGGCUGCUUCAGAAACAUGGCUGGAAGCUGGGGCAAGGACUGGGCAAAACCAUGCAGGGACGCACCGACCCUGUGCCCAUCAUCCUCAAAUAUGAUGUCAUGGGGAUGGGACGCAUGGAGAUGGAGUUGGAUGUUGCCGAAGAUGCUACAGAGAAGAGGAAAGUGCUGGAGGUGGAGAAGGAAGUCACAGAGGAAUUACAGCAGAAAUACAAGGACCAGGUGGAAAAGGAGAAGGCCAUCGCCAAAGCCCUGGAAGACCUGCGGGCCAACUUUUACUGUGAGCUGUGUGAGAAACAGUACCAGAAGCACCAAGAGUUUGACAACCACAUCAACUCGUACGACCACGCUCAUAAGCAGAGGCUUAAGGAGCUGAAGCAGAGAAGAGCCUUGACCCCGAGAAACGUGUCAUACCCACCGUCAAACAUGGAGUGCAGGAAUGCAGAUGUAUAUGCAAAGAAAAAUUAUUAUAAAAAAUGUGUUCUGGAUAAAACACAACACAUUAAACAGUUUACUUUAAUAUGUUCUUUAUCGUUGUGUUUCAGUACCCCGGGAAGUGGUCCCAUGUUCAAACCCACCACCGUGGCAGUAGACGGAGAGAAGGGUGAAGAGGGGAGUGCUGUAACCCCUGAUGGAGGAGAAGAGCAGUGGGGGUCAGGCCUCCCCCAAACCAGCCCCACCGUCAGCUUCUCCCUGGGGAAGAGCAGCUCAUCCCCGGCCGGGGCCUCCAAGGUCAGCGUGUCCUUCUCCUUCGCCAAGAAACCCCCAGUGAAGCUGGAGACGGUCGCAGCAGUGUUCGCUAAACUCCAUCAGGAUGACGAGGAGGAGGGGGGACAGGAGGAGGGAGGGGAGAAGGCCGUGGGACAGGAGGAGACCUCAGGCUGCAGCACCGAGAGCCCCAAGGGAGGAGGGGGGAAUGGAACAGCAGGGCCAGAGGAGGAGGAGGAGGAGCAGCAGGAGGAGCAACUACAUCAAGAACAACCAGAGCAGGAGGAAGAGGAUGAUGGCACCUCCCUAGCCUCCACUCUCAACAAGCUGAAGAUGAUGAUGAAGAAGGAGGAAGGCUGGGCCGGCCAGGAGCCUGAGUACUACCACUACAUCCCACCAACUCACUGCAGAGUCAAACCCCGCUUCCAGUUCCUGGUGUUCAUGAAGGCCACAGACCAGUGUGAGAUCAGGGAGCAAGAAGAAGAUGAACAAGAGAAGGAAGAAAAGGUGGUAGCAGAGGUUUCUGAGCAGACACAGCCAAAAGCUACUGAGUGCAAAUCAGAGGAGCCAGAGAGAACUCCUGCAGCUCCAGUCACAGAGCCCAGUCCUACUCCCACAGUCACAGAGCCCACUCCUACUCCCACAGUCACAGAGCCCACUCCUACUCCCACAUCACCUAAACUGAAGACUGAAGAGGUCUCUGCCAGCUUCACAGACCCUCCUCCCACAACAGCCCCUACGCAGAACCAGACAACAAGCAGGAGGACCCCAGUCCCAGGGCCCAACUUGGGCCCCAAAAUCCCCACCGGUCCCUUCUUCCUGGUCCUGAGCAAAGACGAGAGCACCACUCUGCAGUGGCCCUCGGAGCUGCUGGAUUUUACCAAGGCUCAGCCCGCCCUCUCUUACAGCUGCAACCCCCUGUACUUCGACUUCAAACUGUCCCGCAACAAAGGGGCCCGUGCUGGACGAGCAGCAAAGUCCUCCAAGCCCGCUGGUGAAGGAGCUGAGAAAAAAAACAAUCCUGAGGCAGCUGCUGCAGUCAAUGAGGGGAAUGCUGCUGCCACCACCACCCCUGGGCCCAGCACUGACAACACUGGUAAGGAGGAGCCCUCCUUAAAAAUAGAGGGUUCCCAAGGGGAGACUGAGGAGCAAAAGCUACAGAGUAGCACAAGCGGAGCCAAGAAGAAGAAAAAGAAGAAAAAGAAGAAGCAUAAGAAAUCUGGCAAAGGCUCCAAGCGCAAAGAAAAAGAGAAGGGAGCCAUAGUGGACGGGGACGCGGAAACUGAGAUCCUAGGAGAGAAAACCAAAAAAAAGAAAAAACACAAACGAAAGAAGAGCAAAAACAAAGGUGAGGAGGGGGAAGAAGGAGGUGGUGGUGAUAAGGAAAAGCCUAAAGAGGAUAAAGCAGUAGCCGCAACGGUUUCUAGUGCUCCCCAGCACGCAGGAACAGGAUCUGCUACAGGAGCGGAACCUGGGAAGAGGAAACGACCAGCCAAAGAAGCACUUCAGAAGUCCGGGGCAGAGGAAGGUGGGGCAGGGAAAGGCUCUGAUGAGGCCAAGCCCUCUGAGGAGCACAACGGCACCAAGCGUCUGAAGACAGACCCCAGCGCCCCACCCAGCGCUUCCUGCUCCUCCUCGGCCCAGAAGAGCCCCGGGCCAGGCAGACCACCCAGCAGUGAGAGUGAGGAGGAAGGAGGAGGAGGCUCAGCUUCCCGAUCCAGCCGCCGCAGGUCCACGCCCCGGGAGGGGCGCCGGCACCAGAGCGAGGACUCCGGCCGCUCCCGAAGCCACUCGUCACAUCGGGGAGACGGGCGAGGGAGCAGCCGGCGGCGGCACCGCGGCCAGGCCUCCCGUAGCCAGUCAGACUCCAGCAGCUCGGAGCGCUCCUCGAGCGCCUACAGCCGGCGCAGCCGCAGCUACUCAGACAGUUACAGUGAAGACAGUGACGGGCGCCACCGGAGACACUCUAAGCGCUCCUCUGACUCAGAGUACGAUCGACGGGGAAGCGGCGGGCGGCGGCGCUCCAGAAGACGUCACUAUUCUUCCUCGUCCUCGGAGGACUCUCGCUCCCGCUCACGCAGCCACAGCCGCAGGAAGAGGCACCAGCGGCGGCACCGGAGCAGCUCUCGGAGCUCUAGCAGCAGGAGCCGCAGCAGCAGCGCCAGGUCAUGGAGACGCAGCUACAGCCGCAGCCACAGCUCAGCCAGCCGCUCCUCCAGCUCCACCAAGGGCUCCCCUCACCGGGGUCGGGGAGGCCAGGGGGCCCACAGGGGCCGGGCAGACAGCGCCACACGGCGCCGAGACUUCAACCGCUCCUGCAUCUACCGCUCCCAGUCCCCCUCUGCCUCAUCACGAGCCCCAAACCGCAACAGCAGCUCCCAGAGCCAGAGGGCAGGGGGGUCCAGGGGAGAAGGAGGAGGAGACCAGAGGAACUCUUCCUCACACUUCACCGCCCGCCAGCUUCUGGAUAAGAUCCAGUCCAGGAAGGGAUCUGAUGUCACAACCACAGGGACCAAGACUGGCGCCAAGAUCAAGGACCCACCAUCGGGCUACUUUGGGCCCAAACUGCCUCCAGCUCUGGGCAAUAAGUCCAUGCUGCCCCUGUUCGGUAAGCUGCAGGCAGGGAAGAAAUUCCCUGCGAUCCCCCUGACCCGGCCUGAUGGUGGAGAGAAGUCAUCAGCAGGGAAAGGUUCAGAUGCUGUGGCAGAGGUCAUCCUGAUGGAGCCCAUCCGGGAGUUCCCCCCACCACCUCCCCCUCAACCAGCUCAUAAGAAAGUGGAGGAGACGGUAGUAGUAGUUCAGGAGGCCCGCCACCUCACCCUGGACGCACGGGUUCUUCAUGAGCCCCGGCCACUGUUCCAUCAGGAGCCCUCCAUGCUGAUGCCCCCAUACCAGGGCGAGCCGGGACAGGACCCCUCCAACCCCAUGAUGGAGCCCCUCAUGCCUGACAUGCAGCAGCAGCCACCCAUGCACGCCUACCCCAACUACCCCCCGCCCAGCCUGGAGGAGGAGGACAUGGGCAUGGAGGCAGAGGAGGACGAUCUGGCCCCGCUGGAGAGCCAGCCCAUCACCUUCACCCCAGAGGAGAUGGAGAAGUACGGCAAGCUGCAGCAGGCCGCCCAGCAGCACAUCCAGCAGCAGCUCCUGGCCAAGCACAUCAAGACCUUCCCCUCAGCCGCAGCAGCACAGGCUGCAGCGAACAUGGCUGCAGCAGCGAACCAUCUGCAGCCGGCACCCCCUCCCCCCCAGCAGCAGAUGAUCCAGAUCCACCAGCCUGCAGUGUCUGCAGCCUCAGCUACCUCCCUCACCACAGUACAACAUCUCAUCCAGCAGCACCAUGCUGCUCAGGCUGCAGCCAUGGGCAUCCACCCACACGGACCCCACCCGCACCCCCAGUUAGCCCAGGUCCACCACAUCCCCCAGCACCACCUCACCCCCAUCUCCCUGUCUCACCUGGGCCACUCUCUAGGCCACACUCUGGGCCACCAGUUGGGAGUGGGACACGCUGGACUGAUCCCUGCCCACCACACAGCCUUCCUCUCUGGCCAGCCCAUACACAUUAUCCCAGCCUCAGCACUUCAUCACCACAGCCCCUUAGCCCUCCACCACAUACCACACUCAUCCCUCUACCCAACGCUGUUCGCCCCCCGGCACACUAACGCCGCUGCGGCAGCCGCACUGCAGCUCCACCCCUUCCUGCACCCCAUCUUCUCAGGGCAGGACCUCCAGCACCCCCCUAACCACGGCUCCUGAGAAAGACCUUCACUAGAGCCAUGUGUCCACAUCAGAGGAGGGUUUUGGCCAGAGCAGGCCUGGUUAAACAUCUGAGUUAACAUGGAGAGAGGGAGAUGUAGUGGCAGCAGGUGAUUAUGAGAAUAUCAUCAAAAUGGCCACCAUUAGACCACUGGCCAGACAGAGGUGCUGUGAUAUGCUGCCUGUGCAGAGGUAAACAACAGACAUUUACUGUGGGCUCUUUGAAUGGACCCCUCCUAACAGUUGCCUGACAUUCACCCUGAGGUUUCUGGACAGGGUGGAGGAGGGUUUGAGGCAACCUCAAAUCUAAGA
This is a messenger RNA of Oncorhynchus keta (chum salmon), 5014 nucleotides long. It is a transcript of the gene gpatch8, whose product is annotated as G patch domain containing 8. The record is from RefSeq and is a predicted model, not a curated record. Gene Ontology annotation, molecular function: nucleic acid binding. Gene Ontology annotation, cellular component: nucleus. NCBI's taxonomy places the organism in Eukaryota, Metazoa, Chordata, Actinopteri, Salmoniformes, Salmonidae.